CAGAAACAAAGAAAACCAAUUCUGUGGUGGUCAUGGUGGUAGAAGCCGUCGACUUUAACAAUCUACCAGAAGGUUGCAUAGCAAAUGUUCUUUCCUUCACAACUCCUAAGGAUGUCUGCAGGCUCUCCUUGGUUUCAUCCAUUUUCAGAUCCGCCGCUGAAUCUGACGCUGUCUGGGAUAGGUUUUUGCCCUCCGAUUGCCACACCAUAAUUUCCCAAUCUUCCGCCGCUACCUCCUUAGGUUUCCAAUCUAAGAAGCACCUCUAUCUCUAUCUUUGCCAAAAUCCGCUCCUCAUAGACAAUGGUACAAAGAGCUUUCAACUUGAUAAAGCAAAUGGGAAGAAAUGCUACAUGUUAUCAGCGAGGAUGCUCUCUAUUGUAUGGGGAGAUACUCCCAAGUAUUGGAGGUGGACUUCUCUUCCAGAUUCCAGGUUUUCUGAGGUGGCCGAACUUUUGAGUGUGUGCUGGUUGGAAAUUCGGGGCUGUAUCAACACUGGCAUGCUGUCUCCAGAGACAUUGUAUGGGGCAUACCUUGUGUUUAAGCCAAGUGCUAAUGGUACCUACGGAUUCGAAUACCAGCCAGUUGAGGUAUCUAUUGGUUUUUCUGGAGGUGAUACUCGCAAGAAAACUGUAUUCUUGGAUGCUGAAAGAGAGCGGAGGGUAAGAUACCAGAUUGUUCCUCGCCGUGCUGGGAUAUUUAACCGUACUCGUUUAAUGGCCGCUGUUGAAGCGCGAGCACCAGCACCUAGAGAAAAUCUUGAUGUUCAGUAUCCAAAGCAGAGAGCAGAAGGGUGGUUGGAGAUAGAAUUGGGAGACUUCUUCAAUGAAGGAGGAGAGGACAAGGAGUUGGAGAUGGGUGUUUACGAGGUCAAGAGUGGUGACUGGAAGGGUGGCCUUGUUGUUCAAGGAAUUGAAUUAAGGCCUAAACCAUAUCAUCCAUAAAUAAAUCAAGUACCAUGUGUGGGGUCUUCUGUUUCUGUUUUUCUUAUCAUGGUUCAAUGUUGUUCUCCUUUCAUUGACUAAAUCAAAUUAUUGCUUUCUCAAUGAAUAAUAUCUUUUUUGGUUGUCCUCCUCUUGUUCCAGUACGGACGCUGUGUCUCAUUCAUGCGUGCCAAGCUAUAUACUAUAGAGAGCAUUGUUCUUCCAAACAGCACAAGGCUGAGAAAAAUACAAAGCGAUCAAAA
Gastrolobium bilobum is the source of this 1183-nucleotide messenger RNA. RefSeq names its product putative F-box protein PP2-B12. Lineage: Eukaryota; Viridiplantae; Streptophyta; Magnoliopsida; Fabales; Fabaceae. Gene Ontology annotation, molecular function: protein binding. The record is from RefSeq and is a predicted model, not a curated record. The transcript has 3 exons. The coding region runs from base 33 to 941 and encodes 302 amino acids.